Aureobasidium uvarum is the source of this 579-nucleotide messenger RNA. Lineage: Eukaryota; Fungi; Ascomycota; Dothideomycetes; Dothideales; Saccotheciaceae. The record is from the annotation of a GenBank genome assembly.
AUGGUGCGCGAGCAGCUCAUCGUCAGUGCUGUCUCGUUUCUGCAAGACCCAUCAGUCGCUUCAGCCCCCGUCGACCAACGCAUUGCCUUCCUCCGCUCCAAGAACUUGACCCAAGAAGAAAUCGACCUUGCUCUCCAGCGUGCCGGUUCAGAACCCNCCUCCUCACACCCGCAACAAUCACAAGUCCAACAGUACCAGUCCCCACCACCUCAGCAAUACAGCCAAAACGCAUACUGGCAACAACCUCCCCCACCGCCUCCAGAACUCCCACGACGUGACUGGCGUGACUGGUUCAUCAUGGCCACCGUAGUGGGUGGCUUGGGUUUCGGCGCCUACACCGUCGCAAAACGCUACAUCUACCCUUUGAUCGCACCUCCAACGCCCCCGCAACUUGAGCAAGACAAAGCUGCCGUCGACGCCUCUUUCGACAAAGCCUUUGCCCUACUAGACCAACUCGCAACAGACACUUCCGACCUCAAGGCCUCCGAGCAAGCCCGCACCGAAAAACUCGACACCGCCCUCUCCGAAGUCGAAUCCGUGAUCAGCNCAACUCAAAGACGCAAGCCGCAGACGCGAUGA